AUGUCUGGUGACAAUCACGAUCACGGUGGUCAAGACCACGGCGGCGGCGGUGGUGAUGAUGAUGCCGGUGACUUUGGGCUAGCAGCUGCACCUCAUCUUGAACCUGAAGUAGGGCUUGAGUGGCCUGAUUUUCAGAACCCAGAGAUCGCAUCAGUUGGUGAGAUUGUUCUUUCAGGUCAACUUCGGUUUGUUGCCCGCCAGAAUCAGGCCUUGAUGAGUAUGGUCCAGAACCUUUACUCUGCCAUUUCUAAGUUCGUCCCACUACACUACUUUCAUUCUUUUAUCCCUGGCUUUAAUAAGCUUAUAGAUCCCAAAGUCGACGAAGUAGCGUGUUCUUCCACGGGUACCAGCAGUGAUGGGGGUGAUCCUGUUCACCUCAAAAUGCCAGACGAGAAUGCUGAACGCGUUUCUCAAGCCUAUCAAGCCCUGAUCGAGGGUGGCGAGAUCUACGACACCAUUGAAGAAAAGCAAUCUGCUCCCGCUGGCCAAGAGGAUGUAGAUCUGGUUGAGAGACAGGACGUCAUCCUCACCAACUUGAAACUUCUCACCCCUGAUCUCAUAACCGACCUGUACAUCAUGCUGAACAAGGCGAAGAAGGCCAGCGGUCUCAAGGAUCAGCCUGAUAAGAGCAACAAGGGCAAACGAAAGGCCAAAGGCAAGAAGACCAAAGACACUGGGGAUGGGACAUCCGCAGAUGUUGGUGCCGGUGGCCACCACGAAUCCGAUGAUGGUAAUGAGAAUCGUAACCUCGAAUCAGCCCGCACCACCGCCGGUGGUCCAUCUUGCCAGCUGUUACUUAACAGUCAAGCCAGUAGCCUGGUUAAACGAUCUCUCCGUUCCCGCCAGAUCUCUGGAUCUAGUGGUGUUGGUGCUGCCGCCUCUUCCCAGCAAUCACAAGCUUCGGCCACCACCAUUCAACGCCGACGCUCUAAGCAAAAGACUCGCUUCAUCAUCAGCGACAAUAAGGAGGAUGAGGAUGCCGAAGAUGAGCUUUAG
Molecule: messenger RNA, 996 nt
Organism: Fusarium subglutinans
Lineage: Eukaryota; Fungi; Ascomycota; Sordariomycetes; Hypocreales; Nectriaceae
Exons: 3
Coding region: 1-996 (331 amino acids)
Source: RefSeq, a predicted model, not a curated record